Messenger RNA from Leptonychotes weddellii (Weddell seal), 2862 nucleotides. RefSeq names its product ankyrin repeat and SOCS box containing 4 (gene ASB4). The record is from RefSeq and is a predicted model, not a curated record. NCBI's taxonomy places the organism in Eukaryota, Metazoa, Chordata, Mammalia, Carnivora, Phocidae. Gene Ontology annotation, biological process: intracellular signal transduction. Gene Ontology annotation, molecular function: protein binding.
GUGCCUGUUUGCUUGGUGCCGCUCUCCUGAUAAAUCACAACAAAGCUUCCAGAGGGAGAGGAAGGAUGGAAGGAGCCGCCACCCCUAUCACUAAAUCUGCAGCGGCCAAGUUAGUUAAGAGAAAUUUCCUUGAGGCUCUAAAGUCAAAUGACUUCGGAAAACUGAAGGCCAUUUUAAUCCAAAGGCUAAUAGAUGUGGACACAGUUUUUGAAGUUGAAGAUGAGAAUAUGGUUUUGGCAUCUUAUAAACAAGGUUAUUGGUUGCCUAGUUAUAAAUUAAAGUCUUCCUGGGCAACAGGCUUGCAUCUCUCUGUCUUAUUUGGUCACGUGGAAUGUCUUCUGGUGCUCCUGGACCACAACGCUACAAUCAACUGUAGACCCAACGGGAAAACCCCUCUUCAUGUGGCUUGUGAAAUGGCCAACUUGGAUUGUGUUAAGAUCCUCUGUGACCAUGGAGCAAAGCUCAAUUGCUACUCCUUAAGUGGACACACAGCUUUACACUUCUGUACAACUCCCAGCUCCAUUCUCUGUGCCAAGCAAUUAGUUUGGAGAGGGGCCAACGUGAACAUGAAGACCAACAAUCAGGAUGAGGAGACGCCCUUGCACACGGCUGCCCACUUCGGCCUCUCGGAGCUGGUGGCCUUCUACGUGGAGCACGGGGCCAUAGUGGACAGUGUGAACGCCCACAUGGAGACCCCGCUGGCUAUCGCCACCUACUGGGCCCUCCGCUUUAAAGAGCAGGAGUACAGCAGGGAGCACCACUUGAUCUGCCGCAUGCUGUUGGACUACAAGGCCGAGGUCAACGCCAGGGAUGAUGACUUCAAAUCCCCGCUGCACAAGGCCGCCUGGAACUGUGACCACGUGCUCAUGCACAUGAUGCUGGAGGCGGGGGCCGAAGCCAAUCUCAUGGAUAUCAAUGGCUGUGCUGCCAUCCAGUACGUGCUGAAGGUCACCUCUGUGCGCCCGGCGGCCCAGCCUGAGAUCUGCUACCAGCUCCUGUUGAACCAUGGGGCUGCCCGGAUAUACCCUCCACAGUUCCACAAGGUGAUACAGGCUUGCCAUUCUUGUCCCAGAGCAAUCGAAGUUGUAGUCAAUGCCUAUGAACACAUCAGGUGGAACGUAAAGUGGAAAAGAGCUAUCCCCGACGAUGACUUGGAGAGACACUGGGAUUUUUACCACUCUCUCUUCACUGUGUGCAGUAACUCUCCAAGGACUCUCAUGCAUUUAUCGAGAUGCGCCAUUCGAAGAACGUUGCACAACAGAUGUCACCGAGCAAUUCCUUUGCUGUCCCUCCCACUGUCAUUGAAAAAGUACUUGCUUUUGGAGCCAGAGGGAAUCAUUUAUUAAGCCUUAUGAGACCGAAGUUCCCAAUCCUAGAUAUUUAAGUGGACUCACCGGGUAGACACAGUUUGCAUAAAUAAAAUGGUACUUGGGUUGAUUAUAACACUUCAGGGAUUUCAAAACACUUGACAAACUCUAUGUCAUUAAUCCUAGGGUAUCAGCGUGAGGGGAAAUAAACAAGCAGUAAAGUUAAGGAAUUCUCAAAGACAAGAAUGUAUCCAGAAGGUACUGACAAGCAGUAAUGACUAAUGUGUAUAGUGUUUUUCCUCGGUGCCUGAUAUAUUUUUGUAAAACUUUUCAUAUAUCAUCUCAUUUGAAAUGGGACCCGGCUUUUCUUACAACCAAUCUCAUUCUCUCCCUUCUCAGUAAUAGGUUUACAUUACUGUUCAGUUGGCGAAAUCAUAGACUUUGUGAUUGGCCUCUUAAUCUCAGUGGCUUCCCCCAAACUCCCCUCCCACCACGGUUACCACUUAGCAGAGAUUAUGGUCACUAGUUUUGCAAACCUCUGUCCCCACUCUAAGCUCUUUAACUUAUUUUUGGUGAAGAGAGCAUAUGAGCCUCAUCAAAACAAGGAGAUCUUUGAGUUAAAGGAGAAAUGAAAAACAAAGACCAGUCCACUUAGUAGCCAAAAAAUGGACAUUUCAACAUACGCUCGUUGAGCCAUAGACUGGAGAUGCAACGGGGAGUCUACAGCGAGGACUCCUGCCCUCCAGAAUCUCACCAUUUAGCAGAGGAUCCGGACAUACAAGCAGGAAACUGCAAUGUCAAAUGUCAGGGGUAACAAUACAGGGUGCAAACUCAUUUUUAGUGUUUCUGUUUCAAAGUCGUGUUUCUGACCCGAAGCGUGAUUUUCCUUUUAAGCAUGAACAUGAAAGAGUGAAGGGAAUUGCGUGACAUAGAGGGAGGCCCCGCUGCUGUUAGUGUAAAUGUAGGACUUUCAGUUUCUCUGAACAUCUAGAAACUCUUUGAUUUUACUAUGAUUUCCUGUUUAGUAAAAAUAUUGGGAAAAAAUAUUGCACACUCAAUGGCUCCUAUGUAUGUGACAAGAAAGUUGAGUAAGAUGUGUACAAGGAAGUGUGUGAAGGGAAGCCCUUCAGUUGAUGACUUGGUCUCAUUGUGUAAUAGACUGACAUUUCAGAGCAUUUUAGCUGGAAGAUAAGGAGCACUUUGCGAGCGAUGGCUGGCUACUGAAAGAGCAAAAGAAAGACUCUGAAAAUGGUUAAAGUUGAAGAAACUUGGAAAGAUAAGUGUGUCUAUCAGGCUUGUUAGUUAGUGGUUUGCAGAAAGUGAAACCUAGAUGAUUAACCUCUGGACCUCAGGGUUGAUGAGGCCAACUUUGCUUCGCCUUUUUGUUCUUGCCAAUCACUUUUAGGUGAGCUCAUUGCCUCUUAGCGUCGCUUUUUUAGAAGUUAGAGCAGAAGUAAUUAAGUACAAACCAAUCCAUUUGCCAGUUGUGAGCAGGUUUCUUUUAUUUGUGUGGUUCUUCAUCUUUUUUUUCUUUUUUCUUGUGAGAGAGAGCACA